UCGUCUGGAGCGUGUGUUCUGUGAGUGGUGAACCUGUAGAGAUAAAAUAUGGCUAAAAGCUUACGGAGUAAGUGGAAAAGGAAGAUGCGUGCUGAAAAGAGAAAAAAGAAUGCCCCAAAGGAGCUUAGCAGACUUAAAAGUAUUCUUAAAGUAGAUACUGAUGUUUUAAUGAAAGAUGUUCAUGAAGUAGCAACUGUGGUGGCCCCCAAACAUUCUGAAGUGAAAACCCAGUGUGUGGUGAAAGAUGACAAAGAUGACAUGAAAAUGGAGACUGACAUUAAGAGAAACAAAAAGACUCUUCUAGACCAGCAUGGACAGUACCCCAUAUGGAUGAACCAGAGGCAAAGAAAAAGGCUGAAGGCAAAGCGAGAAAAAGGAAAGGGGAAAAGCAAAGCAAAAGCAGUGAAGGCGGCUAAGGGUUUGGCCUGGUAGACUUUUAAAAACUUGAAAAGUGCCACAUGGGGCAGAUCUUUGAUUAGAAUGUAUACACCUAUUUCAGCUUCUAUCAAAGGAAAACCAUUUUUUAACUGGGCCUUUUUCUUCAAUUCAAACCCAACAUAACAUCUCAAAUUUGUUUUAGAAAUUUGAAUAAAAUAUUUCCUUUGGAA
Messenger RNA from Myotis daubentonii (Daubenton's bat), 608 nucleotides. RefSeq names its product protein LLP homolog. The record is from RefSeq and is a predicted model, not a curated record. Gene Ontology annotation, molecular function: RNA binding. Gene Ontology annotation, biological process: dendrite extension. NCBI's taxonomy places the organism in Eukaryota, Metazoa, Chordata, Mammalia, Chiroptera, Vespertilionidae. Gene Ontology annotation, cellular component: nucleolus.